Pocillopora meandrina is the source of this 10051-nucleotide messenger RNA. The record is from the annotation of a GenBank genome assembly. Lineage: Eukaryota; Metazoa; Cnidaria; Anthozoa; Scleractinia; Pocilloporidae.
CCAUUUCGCGCAGUAACCGGCAACAAAGUGCGCGCUUGUCUCAAAAUACAGAGUUAAACGAGAAAAUCCCUUGAAAUUCAGGAUCGAUUUUUAUUUUGGGAUAUCCUUAAAGUACAGCUAGUCUAAUCUGUUAGAUUCUCGGUUUUCUCGCCAGUUCAAGGAAAACCAGGCAUUUUAAAACAAACUGAAAAGACCUCGAUCAUGUCGUCUGAUAACACAACAGAAGCGGCCGAUAGAAAUGUGGAAAUAUGGAAAAUCAAGAAACUCAUAAAAAGUUUAGAAGCAGCCAGAGGGUGAGUAGUAAAGAUUUCUUAUCGUGGAGUACGUUAAAUGAGGUAGAACCAUCGUGAAGAUUAGUUCGAAGUUCAUUCGUGAUUCAAUGGCUUUUACAAUAUCAACAGUACAGUAGUUAUUCUUGACCAAACACUGUCUAAAUUGUUGAUGGCAUAUUUUAAUGAAGCCGAUAAGUCUUUUGGUUAACCCUCAUUUUAGAAUUAUAUUCAAAGAAAAUAUAUAGAAAGAGGACUGCUCCUGGAGUUUCAUGUUUGCGAAAGAACACACCAAUUCAAGUUUACAUUUUUCGCUAUCGACUUCUUUUUGAUAAAAUACGCAUCUUGUCGAUCGGUAAAGGAACAUCUCUUAUUAAACAAAAGUCAAAGAAUGGCUAGGUGUAUUUUUCAGGUUAUUCUGCUUGUGAUAAUUUCAAGGCAAUAUAUCUAAAUUAAUUUUUUUCUCAGAAAAUAAAAUGAGUUAAAGUUUCUCUUCGGUUAGGUACAAAAUUAUGUAUUGUAUACGUGUAUGCACAUAAUAUAUUGUCGAUGAUGACGAUGGUAGUGAUAAUGACGAUAAUUGAAUUAAUUUUUUCCUUCACCGAAAUAAGGCAAAAGUUCUCCCUUAUACCAGGGUUAGGGGGGGAGGGGGCUGGUAAUGAAUUGAAUUUCUCAGUAUACUCAAAACCAUUUUGAUUAAAAUUGCAAUUGCUUCAACUAAUCUUCCAUAGAAAUAUCAAAAGCACCCUAUAGCAAUCAACUUCCUGCUUAUUGGAUAAUUCAUGGAAGAAAAGAAACCCUUAACCUGGUUAGCAGGCAAGCGUGAGCUCUUGGUCAGUGAGAUAGGACCUCUCACAUUUUCAGACAUUUGUAAAAUUCUCAAUAGUAUCACACUCUAUGUUCCGAUGAGUGUUUAAGCAUCUCAGAUCAUGCUUCCACAACUCUCCAACUUAAAAUCAUAAAAGCUAUUCACAUUCAAUGGGAGCAACCUACACUUAAUAAUCAACUUUAUCAUGUUGAUUGAAACUUUCCUAAUUGCAUUCAUUGAUCUGUUUCUGCUGUUUGUUUUGUCCAAUCAGCAUUUUGUUACACACUUUAAAGUCAACUUUGUACUUUGUAUGAAUCAGAACUGAAGAUGACAGAAGAACUUUCCAAACAUGUCUUUAAAAAAUGUUAUAUAUUUUCCUAAAUUUGUGGCAUAUAUGCUGCUAUCCCAACCUUUUGGCAGGUGUGACUGUAGUGAACAACCUUGCUUACUGUUAGAUAACAUUUUGAUGUCUUUUUGUUGAUCUGUAGAUCCACUGCAAAUUACAAGCAUUGAUUGAUAUUCAGUACUCUGCUGUAUUUUUUGCUCAUGUUGUAUCUUGUUCUCAGGAAUGGAACAAGCAUGAUCUCUCUGAUCAUCCCUCCAAAAGAUCAAAUCUCUCGUGUAGCCAAGAUGUUGGCAGAUGAGUUUGGAACUGCAUCAAAUAUCAAGAGUAGAGUGAACAGGUGACUUCAUGUUACCAAGUAGAGUUUUUGAAGAGUUAAAUUACACAUUUACACAUUAAAAUUUUCUUUAAACACUUUACAUUUUGUCUUAGUCAUUCAACAGUUUUUUCUCUGAAUUACUAUUUGCAGGUUGUCUGUCCUUAGUGCAAUCACAUCUGUACAACAAAGGUUGAAGCUGUACUCAAAAGGUGUGUUUUAACACUUGCUGCUCUUAUAAUGUAUCUUUAACUAACCUUUUAGCAACCUGUGAUGAGUACAAAUGGCCUCAUGUAUCAUGAAACUUAACAUCUGCUUCAGCACUACAUCUACCUUUAUCAAAUCUUUCAGAAGACCCAGACUUUUUCUCCUUACCCCUCUGUCCCAUGUUUCAUCACCAAUUUCUUCCCAGGCACCUCUUUGCCUGCUCACCUUUCUCCUUCCCCAGGUUUUGUCUGUUUUGUCUGUUCUUGAAUGUUAUCAUCCUUCUCUUCCUACUUUCUUCCAUGCACCCUCUUGUCUCACCUCUCUAUUCACAUGAAGCUUCUAUUCAUCCCUCUUCUUUGAAAAGAGGAGUUUGUCUUUUCCCUUCCUUCAGAGGUUUUUGAUGGAUGCACAUGUAACCUCCAACAGCUGUUAUGGAUAACUCCACUAGUCAUAUGUUCUGGUGACAUUGUACCAAGCUUUCCUCUAGUUGUUAUGAUUCAGUGACAAUGUGAGAAAUCUGUUACAAGUUGUAUCCUGUGGAGGAGUUUGGAAAAUAAAAAAAGAAACUAUUUAAUGUGAUGUGCACCCUCCUGAUAUUGCAUUACAUUCCACUAAUUCUAAACCUCUAUGGUUUCAGUCCCCACAAAUGGUCUUGUAGUCUACUGUGGAACAAUUGUUACUGAAGAUGGCAAGGAAAAGAAGGUUAACAUAGACUUUGAGCCCUUCAAGCCAAUCAACACAUCAUUAUAUCUCUGUGAUAACAAGUUUCAUACAGAGGUUUGUUAGCAAAUCUAGCAUUGUACAUUGUUACUGUUCACAUGUAGUAAUGACUCAGAUGAGGAGUUGAUAGUUGAUAGUACUUAAGUGUGCUGAAGGAAGUGUGAUUUGUGUUUUCAUCGAUCGGAAAUUGAGUAGAGUAGAGUACUUAGUAUAUGCCUUUCAAAUAUAAUAUUAAAUCUUCCAAAACCUUGAAUCAAAUUAUCUUCAAGCAGAGUCAGAAUUGCUUGUUUGAUUUUCAUUGGAAGAAUAACAAAGGCUUUGACUUGUCUGGUUAGCAGGCAGGUGUGAUAUAAACUGAACAAUUCUGCUUACUGCCAGACUACAGACAUACUCAAUCCCCUCUAUCUCUUCACAUCUGUGUUCUGUAGUAAAGAAUGCACAUUAGCAUGUAAUUAUAUUAGUUCUGAUAUAAAUCUCUGUAACAGUGUUCCAGGGUUUCCCUUCUUGUGUGCUUUGAAAUGAAAUUGAAAGUUUGAAAUUCCUAAGACUUCCUCACAUAAGUAAAUUUUCAUUCAUUGUUUAGAUGAGUUUAAAAAAAGUUACGAUAUUUAUGGUCAUAAAUUUUUUUUCCAUCUGAAUGAUCAAUCUGUAAAUUAACCCUGACAAUGAAAAUAUUACACUUUAUAAGUUGUAUGCAAGUGUAUUGUGUAGUGGUAAACAUUUGUUUUGCUUUUAUGCAGGCCCUGAACGCCUUGCUGGCAGAUGACAACAAGUUUGGUUUUAUUGUGAUGGAUGGUAAUGGUGCGCUGUUUGGUACACUCUGUGGAAAUACCAGAGAAGUUCUUCACAAAUUCACGGUAGAUCUUCCAAAGAAACAUGGUUAGUAAAAUAAUCAAGGAAUAUUAACAGUGCUUUCAAUUAGACCUGGCUUCUGCUGGAGCUCCAGCAGGUAUUCUGUUGUGAAUUGCCAGGUAUACUUUGGAUGCUUUCAAGCAAACUCACAAAAUGAGGCUUAAAACCCCUUGAGAUCUUCUAGAGUUCUUUCAGUUGACUUUUGGGUUUAUAAACAAGUUUUGAUUAAAAUGACUACAUGGUAUUAUCUUAUCACACAUAAGCCAGUAUAUAUUUCAUACAUUUCCAGCCAAAAAAUUAGAUUUUGAGUUUCUAAGAACAUACUGACUCAGGACCUUUUGUGUGAAACUCAGGGAGCAGGCGUGCAUGUAAGCAAAAGGAAGGUUUUGAUUAGAAAUAAAAUGAUCAGUGAAAGAAUGGUUAUAAUUUAGACAAAUAUGUAAUGAUUGUCUAUGGAAGUUUAACACCAAAAACUCUGUUUGAAGCCUGAAUUUAUCGUGAAUGGAAGUAUUGAGACAACAAGAGGGAAAUUCUCUGGCGGCUGCUUUACUGGGGUAGCCACCUUCUUCAAUCUUAUUGAAAAUCCUGAUUUAGGAUAAUUUCUUGCUGACAUUCUCUAAAAAGUAACUGCUCUAGAUGAUUUCCAAUGCCAUAAGCAAACCACUUUGACUGUAUAUUACAUGGUCUAAUCUUUUACUUUCACAAUCAGAAUUACCCAAAUAGGGCAAUUAGAGUGUACAUGUAUGCAUGGAUUGGAACACUGAAGCCUUAUUUUACUUUUUUAACUAAUACAUUUUAUUUCAUUUUUUUUAGGACGUGGUGGACAGUCUGCUCUUCGUUUUGCUCGUCUGAGAAUGGAGAAGCGUCACAACUAUGUCAGAAAAGUUGCUGAGACUGCUGUUCAGCUUUUCAUCACAAAUGACAGGGUAUUUAGUUAUUUUAUUAAAAUCAGAAUUUCAAAAUGUCAAUCCCUUCAUGUCACCUAAGAAAAUAAGACUUCCUAAUCUGAAAAUAAACAUAACAUUAAAAAUUGCAGUAGUAGUAGGGGUAAUAGCUAUUGUUAGAUGCUGUUGAUAUAUACAACAAGCAUAGAAGUAGUGUCAUAUUUCAUUUUUGUGUUUUGUUUUAGCCAAACAUAACUGGUUUGAUUUUGGCUGGAUCUGCUGACUUUAAGACUGAGCUGAGCCAGUCUGACAUGUUUGAUCAGGUGAGCUUUGUAGUUUGGUGAUUUCCUAGAAUCAGCGGGUAUUUACCCAUUUUCUUCACAAAGGACGCAACAAACUAGCUUUCACCAUCUUUUUAAGGGGGAAAUGCCUUUUGCUAGUGUCUGGUAAUGAUACAUGUAAUUGUGUGAGAGUUCAUUGUUAUUUUCCAUAGCUUUGGGAGAAAGAUAAGUCCUCUGGACCCUAGGUACAGUAGUUUUUAAGUUGACUUUUUAAGUCUAGCAAUCAAAUAACAAAUGUUGAACUGGUGCUAAAAUAUCUUUUGUAUACAAUGGCAGCUGUUCCCCAUGCAUUGUGUAGUCUUCAGAUGUAUGGUUUUAUGCUGUCUAAAGUAAACCUGUGUUUGAGUCUUUUCACUCUCCUUUGUUAAUUUGCUUUCAUAAGGCAGAUCUUUUACUCAUUGGAGAAUUUUGCAGGCUCAUACAACUUUUAUAAUAUUUUUUCACAAACAUACAGGUGUAUUCAUUUUGCCAAGUUGCACCAUAUAUUCUUACUUAUUUUGCAAUUUUAACUCGCCUUGAUACUGUAUUCAUAUUUCUAGAGGUUGCAAACAAAAGUUUUGAAGCUUGUUGAUGUUUCCUAUGGUGGUGAGAAUGGUUUCAACCAGGUUAGUACAAUUUUAAUUACAUACAGGUAUUCAAUUCUAUUAAAAAGAGUGGAAACAUGCAAACUUAUUUUGACUACCUGGAAAAAGUAUGAAAAAGGGUUAUGUCAGGAAAAUGUAAAGAAGACUUGUUUGGUUGUUUUUUGGCUUUGCUGAAGUGCAAUAAGUUUUUACUUUCUGGGAGAGAUCUCUGGCAGUGGAAUCAAUGUACAAAUGUAAAUUACUUUGGCAAAAGAGUUUUCUUUGAGUGAUCAGAAAAUAAACCCUUAAAAAGACAAGUUAAAAUUAGAUCUCAAAAUUGGUUUUAAUUGUCAAAUUAAAAUGAACAUCAAACCUUGAUAGUGCAACCAUUGUUACUGGGGUCAAUAAAACAAACCAACCAUUCUGCUAACAGGAGAAAAACAAUGAGUUCCAUGCUGUUUCUGCAUUCUUUGUUCUUAAGUAUUGAUUGGUACUGUUACAUUUAGUUGAAAUUGUUGUUUGCCUUCGGUUGUGACAUUGGUGAAUUAUGCUUUUGUGAGCUUGGUUACAGAAGUGGCACAGUUAUCUUGUAUUUUGAUCAUUUGCAUUGUUUUUGUAUGAUGCACAUUUCUACCUUGCACAUCCUAUAGCCUUGUUUCACAUCACUUAUUGUAAGUUUACACAAAUAUCUCUAUGUUACAAUAUGAUGUUUUAUUUUAGGCGAUUGAACUUGCCUCAGAGGUACUGGCUAAUGUCAAGUUCAUUCAAGAGAAGAAGCUCAUAGGUAUGUAUCUGAGACAAGCUCUAACUUAAGGGUGCAUCAAAUUAAAUUCCAUCAGUAGUGAAGGAAGUGCAGAUUCCACUUUUGUCUAAUAUUUGUCAACCUCAGCCUUGCUAUUGAGUAACGUAUUAGUAAUUAACUCUGAAUCAAAUGAUUUUUUCCUCUUUUAACUUUUAAUCUUGGGGUUGAUUGCUAUAUUCACACAAAAUUUAUACGUACACCUGUACAUGUUCAGUGUAGCUGGAAACUUGUUUGAGUGAAAUUUGUUGGAACACAAGGAGUGAAUAUUUAACAUCAUAUUUUUUGAUAAACAGGGAGAUACUUUGAUGAAAUCUCUCAAGAUACUGGAAAGUACUGCUUUGGUGUGGAAGACACCUUAAAGGUUUGUUAGUAGGUACAACUAGCUAGUGUGAACAUAAAUCGAGACAACAUUGUACAGUGCUACAUUUAUCUGUUCUAAAACAGGCCAGAAUAAAAAUGGUAGAAAACUAAGAAAACUAUGAUUACCAGAAGUGAUUUUGUUACCAUGUUUCAAGGGAAAAGUCAAUGGGGCAGCAGAAAAAAAUGGAAAAAAGGUCAACAGUUUUUGAGUUUCUGAGUAAAGUUUCAAAGUGAUCUUCUCAAGAUUCCAUACACAUCCAUUUCUGAAUGGUUAAAGGCAGUUUAUUUGCCAAAGCUUCAAAAGUGAAAUUUCUUUGUAUAAUGUUCAUUUUAAGUCAAUUUAUCCUAUCUAAUAAUUCUUACAUAGCUGAUAUAAUUUUGUUUCUUGGAUUUUUUUUUGUCAUUGUAAAAGGAAAGGAGAAAAUAAAAUAAUUAUGGGCUUUCUCUUUUUGCUUAUCAGGGACUCGAAAUGGGAGCAGUGGACAUCCUCAUUGUGUGGGAAAACCUGGAAAUCCACCGAAUUGUUUUGAAAAAUCAUCAAACAGAUGGUAAGCAAGAAAUCACCUUGCAAAGCACAAAAUUGUUUGAUCUGCUGGUUUACAGUAAGAAAGAUUGUAUGCUGAUUCAUUAAGUUCUUAAAAUGUUCUGAUGCUAGUACUGGUAGCCACAACUUAUAGGAUUGGCCAAGUCCUAUCUUGAGCAAGCUGCCAAUGUGGAAAGCAAAAAUCAUCUUUGGGGUAGAAUUUCCUGCAAGGACAUUGAAUGACAGUGGAUCUCAGUAGAAAGCUCAAUUUUUUGUUCUUUGCCUGAGGCUGAUGUGUACUUGCAGUGACUGUAGAUGUGUAUUUGGUUAGCAUGUUGAUGCAUAAUUAUUAUAAAAUAGCAGAGUAAAUUUGUCCACAGAGGAGAAAAUCCUUCAUCUCAAUCCGGAGCAAGAAAAAGACAAGACAUACUCCAUAGACAGUGAGGUACAAUGAAUUAGUUCUUUUAAUCCUAAGUAGCAAAACAUUGACAGAUAAAGCCUGAAUCACUAAGGAACAUUUAGUGCACCUUUUUCUCUGUUUAUGAGCACAUGAGUACUGUGUUACUUUCAUGGGCACAACUGUGCUAUGAGAGAAACCUCUGGUUGUCUACUUAGAGAACCAAGUCCUGAAAAGCUUUUUGAAAGUCAAGAUUAUAUGUGGUUUAACUAAUAAUUUGUACUGUUUUUUUUGUCUAUUAGACUGGAGUUGAGUUAGAACUGAUAGAAAAGAUGCCUCUGCUGGAGUGGCUUGCAAACAAUUAUAAGAGUUUUGGUAAGUGAGUGCAUUGUACGUAUUUGAUGUGUCAUGAUAAAACUAUUCAGUAAAGAUUUCUGAUAAGUAUUGUUAUUGCAGACUUUUUCAAAACUGUUAAUUGACUGCAAUGCCAUCCGAGAUUGUAUGAGUCGUGAUCUUUAUUAUAAUUAUUAUUUUUAUCCCCUAAGGUGCAACAUUGGAAAUCAUAACAGACAAAUCACAAGAAGGAGCACAGUUUUGCAAAGGCUUUGGAGGAAUUGGAGGUGAUGCUAUGGCUUGUUGUUUAUACUCUCAACAACUUUAGAGUAGGUUUUAGGUGUUUCUCAUCUUUCUCUGAUGGUUCCUCGUUGGGUUACCUUCCUCUUCAAAGACCAAGAGUCUUUAAUGUCAAUUUGCUUGAAGAUAGAGUGUGACAGCUCCCUUGCUGAUGUGUUAAGUGUUGCUGAGGUAGGUUAAGUCUGUGCUCAAACCAAGUGUCUCACCAGUGUGAGCUUCUACCAGUUUCCUCAACAUGAAGGCGACUACUCCUCCCUGGAUGGGAUGCUAUUCCAUAACAUGGUUACCCAUCAGUAUGUCAUCAGGCUUCCCAGACAAUUCAUCCUGCUACCCAUUAUAUACUUCUCGGUGGAGAGGCACUGUGAGAGGAAAGUGUUUUUCCUAAGAACACAACGCAAUGACCCAGCUAGGUCUCGAAGUUGGAGUCCAGUGCACUAACCAUUACGUAUUUUAUUGUGUUCGAUUUUUGUUUAUUGGCCUCCAUGAUCUAAUUGUAACAGUUGUUUCAUUUUUUUUUUCCAGGUAUUCUUAGGUAUCGGGUUGAUUUUCAAUCCAUGGACAUGGACCCAGAUUUGGAGUAUUAUGAGGACAGUGACGAUGAUUAUUAGCAGGAGGAGAAUCUUUCUUGUGUGUUGCAUCUAAACAUCAACUAUGAAUUUACAACCCUUGUUAUUGUAAGAACAGUGGCAUCGUUCAGUUUCAUUAAAAUAUUAUAUACCUCUAAGCCCUCUCAGGUUUUAACAGACAGUCACAGGUUAUUAAGCGAAUCGAUUGAUGCUAACCAAGGAGACGAAGAUGUCAUUUAUGUGGGCCUCUAUAUAUAUUCGUUUGUCAGCAGUUAGUAUACUGUGUAGGAGUGCUCAUAACUGAUUGUCUAAUACAAAUACAACCAAACAGUAAUGAUUUAGCUUGGCCAAACCAGGCGUUCCGGCCAAAUUUUGCUGUCAUUGCUGUCAUAGGACUGGAGUAUUGAUGAACCUUCCCAGAUGGCGAGGAAGCUCCUUCUCAGCAAUUGAUAAAGUAGUCGUGGGAAUUACUAAUUUUUCCAUGUGACAACUGAGGAUACGAAGGAUUUCUGCUCCUCCGUUAAACGCAGAGUCUAAACGAAUUAACAUAGCGUGCUCUAUUAAGUGUAAUACAACCAAAGCUAAACAUGUCUCAGCAGCCAAUCGUACAAGGGACAGAAAUAUGACAGGAAGCCAACACGAACUCAAAGUCGUAGAAAUGUGCAGAAGACCAGAAGCGCGAGUAAACGCGAGUACUAAAUCAUGAUUAGACUGUGGGUAACCUGCGAGCAAGUCCGCGGAAGUAUGGAGUAUAAAAUAGUGUCAAACGCUCGGCAAACCUCUUCUCGUGGGUUGAUGAUUUCUGAUAUUACGUUGGAGACCUGCAGUUUCUGUAGUUAGCUUAUCUUUAUUGAUGUAUCGAGAUGAUAUAGAAGGGUUAUUUGUUCAUUAAAAGGGUUUUACUUUACAUUUUUACGAUACACUGUUUAAAGGUCGGGGAAAUAGAGUGAAAUGUGUUUUGUGCGACGGUGAAAACUGUUUGAAAGUCUGACCUAUGUGAAAUGAAAUUGGAACAAAAUGGUGAUUCACGUGCGUAUCACUUGUGGAAAAUCAAAAUAGAUAACUUUUUCGUUCAUUUAUUUACCAAAAAUUGGUAAGAAAGUUCUGUUAUGUCAGUUUUUGAUUCAACAAUUGUAAGAUAUCUCAACUGCAGAUUAAAAUGAGAGUUAGUGUUUACUUGAUAAUUUCUCUCUUCCCUUUUCUUUCUUUCCUUUUUCUGUUUAGGUCUUGUUUUGUCUCGGGGUUUUCCCUCUACCUUGUACUGGUGGCUGAGUUUGGAUUUUGGACGCUAGUGGCCUAAUUUAUAUUUUGGACCCUUGUGGCUGAUCAUUGGAUUUUGGACACUAGUGGCCGAUCUUGGAUUUUGGACACUAGUGGCCUUUUUUUGGAUUUUGGAUCCUAGUGGCAGAUCUUGGAUUUUAGACCCUGGUGGCCGAUCUCGGAUUUUGGAUAGUAGUGGCCGAUUUU